Amphimedon queenslandica is the source of this 885-nucleotide messenger RNA. Its product is annotated as synaptogyrin-3-like. Lineage: Eukaryota; Metazoa; Porifera; Demospongiae; Haplosclerida; Niphatidae. Bases 88 to 777 code for a protein of 229 amino acids. Gene Ontology annotation, cellular component: synaptic vesicle membrane; neuromuscular junction. The record is from RefSeq and is a predicted model, not a curated record. The transcript is spliced from 4 exons.
GGUAGAUCUAGGUGUGACUAAAUCAGAAUCACUUUUCCCCUCGCUUUCUCUCUCCUUCCAUAGUUCCUUACUCACGAGUGACUAGCAAUGAAUUUUAAUGGAUCUCCGGCAGCACUGAAGAUAAGGACAGAGCAGCCCGUGGUCUUUCUCAAAGAGUUUGCUCUCUCUCCUCUAAUAUACCUGAGACUCGUUGGAAUACUUUUCUCCAUCAUUGUCUUUGGCUGCAUGUCAGACAAAGGGAUUGUAAAAAAAAAUAAUGCUGGUGAUAGUGCCUGCUUGUAUAAUGGUUCAGGGGCCUGUAACUAUGCCAUUGGAAUUGGUGUCAUAGCAUUUCUCAUUUGCAUUGCUUUCCUUUUUAAGGAUGUUGCUAUGGUUGUGGUCGAUUUUUCCGGAUACAUAAUAGCAAAGACUGGUAUCAUUAUCCUUGAUUUAAUUGUGAACGGGUUUUGGUGCUUUCUGUGGUUUGUUUGUUUCUGCUAUACAACCGAUCAGUACAGAAAAACUGAGGAUAUUUUUAAAUCUAACUAUUCUGCCAGUGUCACAAACUGUCUCAGGGCAACAAUAACCUUUUCAUUCUUCUCAGUUAUACUUUGGAUUGCUAUCAUUGUUUUCAAUGUCUUGUUUCUCAUUUGGAUAUUGAGAGGGACUGAUCGUGAUUGUAGAGGCUUAAAUGCUGCCGGCCAAGAGGGCGACAACGAUGCUCCGGAAAAUUACGACGAUGAAGAAGAAAAGAAAAUGCCUCAGGGAGGAGAUAAUUAUACUCCACCUGAAUAUUAAAUUAAUGUUUUUUUGACUGCUCCAAGUCCAAAGUGACACUAUUAUGGUGCAAUUGAUUGUACUGGUGUGUUUAGAAUAACUUGUGUUAAAUUUAGUAACACGUAAUGA